Cajanus cajan (pigeon pea) is the source of this 2322-nucleotide messenger RNA. RefSeq names its product transposon Ty3-I Gag-Pol polyprotein. Gene Ontology annotation, molecular function: RNA-DNA hybrid ribonuclease activity; nucleic acid binding. Gene Ontology annotation, biological process: DNA integration. Lineage: Eukaryota; Viridiplantae; Streptophyta; Magnoliopsida; Fabales; Fabaceae. The record is from RefSeq and is a predicted model, not a curated record.
AUGAAAAGUCCGACAACGUUGAAAGAGGUUCAAAAGUUAGCCGAACGGCUCACUUCGUUGUCUCGCUUCCUUCCCUGUUUAGCCGAGAUUGUCGGGCCGAUCCUACUCUUGCUAAAGAAAACGGAACGAUUCAAAUGGACCCAAGGGUGUGAAGAAGCUUUUCAGCAGUUUAAAAACCGGCUCGGCAUGCCCCCAGUAUUAUGUAAACCGGUCGUCGAUGCAGAUAUGAUUAUCUAUUUGUCGGUUUCGGACAGCUCCAUCAGUGCCGUUAUGAUGCAAGAAAACCAAGGUCAACAGCUCAUCUAUUUUAUUAGUCGGACGUUGCAGGACGCCGAGCGACGUUAUCAAUUGCUCGAGAAGGUUGCCCUAGGACUCGUCUACGCCGCCCGACGGUUGAGACAGUACUUCCAAAGCCAUAAGGUUGUCGUCCGAACCGACUGUCCGAUCGCAAAGGUCCUUCGGAAGCCAGAAAUUGCCGGCCGAAUGAUGGCGUGGUCGGUUGAGUUAUCUGAAUUUGACAUAUCCUUCGAGCCAAGGGGCCCUAUUAAAUCACAACACUUGGUAGAUUUCGUCAACGAGCUCACUCCUCCAGGAUCUUUCGAAGACCAACCUUGGAUCCUUCAUGUGGAUGGAUCAUCUAACGCCCAAGGUAGUGGUGCAGGCAUAAUCCUCGCUAAUCCUUCAGGCAUCACAAUUGAGCAAUCCCUUCGGUUCGGCUUCCGCGCGUCCAAUAACCAGGCCGAGUAUGAAGCUUUAAUAGCCGGACUUAGAUUAGCAACAGAGAUGAAUGUUAAGAAGGUCAUAUGCUGGACCGACUCGAAAGUAGUUGCCGAACAAGUCAACGACAACUUUCAAGUCAAAGAUGCUAAUUUGUUGCAGUAUUAUCACCUCUUCCGAAAACUCAAAGAUGAUUUCACCGAGGUUCAAAUUCGGCAUAUCCCAAGAAGUAACAACGAACGAGCCGAUCAGUUAGCUCGGCUCGCCAGCACCAGAAAGCCAGGACAGCUAAGAACAACAAUUCACCUCGAAGUCCCCUCUCCAAGUGUGGCCGUCGAGUGCAUGGCUGCCGAGGUCGAAGUUCCAAGCUGGCUGACUCCUAUUCGGAACUUCAUCCUCCAGGGAGAAUUGCCAACUGAUUCGGUGGAAGCCAGAAAAUUGCGAACCCAAGCAGCUCGGUACUCCAUCAUAGCCGGCGAACUCUACAGGCGCGGAUUCUCCACCCCGUUGCUUAAGUGUAUUGACAAUCUCCAGGCCGACUAUGUGAUGAGGGAAAUUCACGAAGGCAUCUGCGGAUCCCAUUCCGGAGGCCGAACUCUUGCGGCAAAGGUAUCACGAGCCGGAUAUUAUUGGCCAACUCUAAAAGGAGAUUGUGCUGAGUUUGUUAAGAGGUGCAUACAGUGUCAACGGCAUGGGAAUCUAAUCCAUGCCUCGGCCGCCGAACUACACAGUAUCAGCUCUCCAUGGCCGUUUGCGUUAUGGGGAAUUGACGUACUUGGCCCAUUCCCCAUGGCGAGGGGACAAGUUAAGUUCCUUCUCGUGGCAGUAGAUUACUUCACAAAAUGGAUUGAGGCCGAACCACUUGCUUGCAUCUCUGCUGCUAACGUCCAAAAGUUUGUAUGGAAGAACAUCAUCACCCGUUUCGGCAUCCCAUACGCCAUCAUUUCAGAUAACGGUCUCCAAUUCACGGACAAAAGGUUCAACUCAUUCCUCGAAAACCUUGGCAUUCGGCACAGGUUCACAUCGGUUGAGCACCCUCAGUCGAAUGGCCAGGCCGAAGCGGCCAACAAGGUUAUCCUUACCGAACUGAAAAGAAGACUCGGCUCAGCAAAAGGAGUAUGGGCUGAUGAAUUACCAGAAGUCCUCUGGGCAUACCGAUGCACACCACAGUCCACCACUAAAGAAACCCCCUUUCGCCUAACAUAUGGUGCCGACGCAAUGAUACCGGUUGAAGUAGGGGAGCCAUCAUUCAGACGACAACAUUUUCAAGAGGACUCCAAUGACACAUCUCUUCGGGCCGAACUAGAUGUUCUUGAGGAAGUACGGGACAAUUCGCAGGUAGUAGCCGAAGCAUGCAAGCAACGCAUGAGUCGGCGCUUCAAUUCUAACCUCAAACCAAGAACAUUUCACGACGGAGAUCUUGUAUGGAGGGCAACCGGCUCGGCAAGGCGCAACCCGUCUGAGGGCAAACUGGCAGCCAAUUGGGACGGCCCGUUUCGAGUGCGCCACGCUCUUCAUAACGGGGCAUACAAGUUGGAGGAGUUAUCCGGCAAAGUCCUCCCACGAACAUGGAACUCUACGCACUUGAAGACUUACUAUAGCUAG